Molecule: messenger RNA, 1433 nt
Organism: Gasterosteus aculeatus aculeatus (three-spined stickleback)
Lineage: Eukaryota; Metazoa; Chordata; Actinopteri; Perciformes; Gasterosteidae
Source: RefSeq, a predicted model, not a curated record
AGGUCGUCUGUUUACGGAGGGGCCGUCCGUACAGCUGGCUUUUGGAUAGUUGGUGGUAAAAGAAAGGUGAGCAACAUCAUCCACCAGUGUAUAACCUGCAGAAGGCUUAGAGCCCCACUUACAAUCCAGAAGAUGGCCAGUCUUCCAGCGGACCGUCUCUCAACAGAACCUCCCUUUACGAAUGUUGGGCUUGAUGUGUUCGGCCCUUGGAGUGUCUCUUCACGUAGAACAAGAGGAGGCCACUCACACAGUAAACGAUGGGCCGUAAUCUUCACGUGCAUGAGUGUACGAGCGGUUCAUAUUGAAGUCAUAGAAUCCCUUGACACAUCCAGCUUCGUCAACGCGCUAAGGCGCUUUCUUGCUGUGCGCGGCCCUGUCAAACACAUCCGCUCAGACCGUGGCACCAACUUUGUAGGCGCCUGCCGGGAGUUGAAAAUACCCUCAAACAUUGACAACACAACUGUGAAGACUUACCUGUUAGGUCAAGGUUGCUCGUGGACCUUUAACCCUCCGCAUGCCUCCCAUUUUGGCGGUUCGUGGGAAAGAAUGAUUGGUCUUGCAAGGAGAAUCCUGGACGCCAUGUUCCUUCAGCUGAAGGACAAACUUACCCACGAGGUGCUGGUGACUUUCAUGGCAGAAGUUACAGCCAUUAUAAAUGGCAGACCUCUUGUUCCUGUGACAACCGACUCUGAGGAUCCAUUUAUACUCACUCCAGCUGCCCUUCUCACGCAAAAGGUGAAUGUCUUGACUGCCCCUACCGGAGAGUUUGGAGUUUCAGACCUCUACAAGCGCCAGUGGCGACAGGUCCAGCACCUGUCUAACACCUUCUGGGACAGAUGGCGAAAGCAAUAUCUCCCGACACUACAGGCACGUAAGAAGUGGCAUUCCGCUCAUCCAAACAUCAGCCCAGGAAGUGUUGUUAUCCUCAAGGAUAGUCAAGCACCAAGAAAUGAAUGGCCUCUUGGACUGGUAACACAGGCGUUCCCCAGCGAGGACGGGAAGGUACGAAAGGUCGAGAUCAAGGUCGCACGAACAGGAGUGACUAAACUCUUUCUUAGGCCUGUUUCUGAGAUAGUGCUUCUUUUCCCCCCAGAGGCCUAGUGGAGUGAACUGUCUAGGAUUUAUUGGGUGGCGUGUAUUCACGCCAAGCGGGGAGUGUUUUGUCACAAACGUUAAAUCAAUGCUAUGUUUUAUUUUGAAAACAGGAAAUGUGAUGUAAUUUGUCAGGUGACAGGAACCAGGAAGUCAAUGAAGAAUAUGGCUCAGAACUGCUGUUUGUAUUGGUAGCUUUUCAAUCCAGUUGAGUCUGCAUGCAUCCUAUACCUUUUUGAUAGCAUCGUUGUUUUACUAUGCCGCCCUCGGUAUAUGCGCUCCGAUACACCUUGGCAGUUAGACGAACUCUUUCUCAUGUCAAUAAACCUGUGGACAACGGA